AUAUCUGUCUCGUUCGCCCGCACGCAAUGCUCACGAUUGUAACAAACCGCACUUUGUUAAUCACCACGUGCUACUACCGCGCGCGACCGAUCCACGCGCACCACUGACGGUUGACGGGUUGGUAAGGUUGGUUCGCUCGGCGCACGUCCCACUGUCGACCAACUUCGUUAUCUCGCGCGAGCGGCGAAUGCGGUCAUCUUCAGCUUGCAGUGCUGCUUCCCGCGUCCCCACCUCGGUCGAUGACGAAUACAGGCACUAGAGUCUCUCAUGGAGCGUACGUCCCUGAUGUACGCGGAAGAGACGGACGGCGCGUGCGCGUUCGCACACACCCGUGCUUGAUCACCUUUAUUUUUGGAAGCUGCUGGAAGCGGGUAAGCGAGCGGGUGAAGCGGCUCAACGGCGACUGGCUGUCAUUACUGUGUCACUAGAGUGUCGCGGACUGUUGGCGUGUUUGGAUGUGCGUGUGUAUGCGCAUGACUCCGACCCAUCAUCACGAGCGAUGUCGACGCGAAUGGCGAUGCCGACGAUGACGAUGUUCAAGUCGAGAAUUGGCUCGACACCACUAACGAAUGGCAGUGGAAAUCUUGCCGAGACCCAAAAAUCGACAUCAGCGAACCUAUGGUCGAGGAUUCGCGUGAACGAGUGGACGUUCAGUCUGAUGCUCUUUACCUUCUCGCUCGCCAUCAUUGUGGCCAAGCUGUACCUGAAUUAUUGUGGAAAGCUUUUAUCAUGGCAAGCUGGCGAUCGAUACUCUUUGCCAUCGGUAGCAUUUACGCAAAUGUACGAAACAAUACCGAGUAUGUCCGACAUUUUAUCGAAAUUUGAUGUGAAACAAUUGCCGACGGAUAACGAAAAGCUCUUGAACACCGGCAAUCAGAACGCAGGAGCAACCCCUAAUAUGCUGAUAGCAUUUUACAGCAGAUUUGGGUGGCUGUUAAAAGCAACGAUGAGCGGACUUGUGAUAACAGGUUUCACUUGGUUUAUUCUUUACAAGGACAGCAGUAUACCCGGUAUCAACCCACCGUCUCCUUUCAGUCCUUCCAAACAGAGGAUACAUGGCAGUUCAAGGAUACAGAUAAAUUAUUUAGUUGGUGCGCUAAAUGGGAUAUUAUUUUUUAUCUACAUGUGUCUUUAACACAGUG
Messenger RNA from Trachymyrmex septentrionalis, 1142 nucleotides. RefSeq lists its product as uncharacterized. Lineage: Eukaryota; Metazoa; Arthropoda; Insecta; Hymenoptera; Formicidae. The record is from RefSeq and is a predicted model, not a curated record. The transcript has 4 exons. Bases 500 to 1135 code for a protein of 211 amino acids.